This is a messenger RNA of Puntigrus tetrazona (Sumatra barb), 4073 nucleotides long. It is a transcript of the gene plpp6, whose product is annotated as phospholipid phosphatase 6. Gene Ontology annotation, molecular function: sphingosine-1-phosphate phosphatase activity. The record is from RefSeq and is a predicted model, not a curated record. NCBI's taxonomy places the organism in Eukaryota, Metazoa, Chordata, Actinopteri, Cypriniformes, Cyprinidae.
UUUUUUACCUUGUUUUUAUUACAAUCAUUUUAACAUAAAUUACUUUUUAGUUUUAGGAACUAACAUCUAUUAUAAUAUCGUAUGUCAAUUAAAACACAAAAGACUCAAGUAUGCAACAAAUUAUGCAGUUUUUUUGUUUUUUUUGUAUUCAAACUACUUGCAUGUGAGUGACCUGAUGUGGUGAAACUAUAUUUCAUUCAACCUAUAAUUAUAUUUUUUCUACUGUUUUACAGUAUCGUAGCGCUUAUUAUGUAUUAUUAUUUAACGUAAUUACUAUCUUAACUAAUUUUCUAAUGUAGUCACAUGAUUUUUUUAAUUGUCCCAGUGUGCAUUGCGCAGAGAGCUGCUUUUCAAAGAUGGCGCUGUACCGUAGUCCGGUAAGACCUGUUCUCUGUUAUCGUCUGUAAAACUAUGACUUGAAAAAGACACAGGUCCAAAAGCUCUGUUAUAACACAUUCCGGUAAUAUCGGUCUAGCCUGACUUGGCAUUAGUGAAGUGAAAUGCCGUCUCCCAAAGCGCGGAGCAGCGCGGCGCGCAGCGGCAGUGUCCCGUGCGCCGGUGGAAACGGGCGCUACGAGUUCAUCUCUCUAAGCCGGACCCCGCCGCAUCUGCUGCAGAGACAGGGCUCCGACCCCACCGCGGCCCGCCUCCGAGCCUCCGAGAGCCCCAGCCGGCGACGCGGCUCGGGCUCGUCCACCUCCUCCACCGGCGGCCAGCAGCUACCGGAGGAGGACUGCAUGAAGCUGAACCCGUCCAUCGUCGGGAUCGCGCUCAGCUCUCUGCUGGCCAUCGACCUGUGGCUGUCGAAGAGCCUCGGCGUGUGCGCCUGCGAGGACGCGUCCUGGGGCAGCGUGCGGCCGCUCAUGAAGCUCGUGGAGAUCUCCGGACACGGGAUCCCGUGGCUGGCCGGUGCCGCCUACUGCCUGUACAAGAGCGACAGCGCCGCCGGACAGGAGGUCAUGCUGAACCUGCUCAUGGCCCUGGUUCUGGACCUGGUCCUGGUCGGUGUGAUGAAAGCUGUAGUACGGCGGCGACGUCCUGCCCAUAACCGUAUGGACAUGUUUGCCACGUUCUCAGUGGACGGUUAUUCCUUCCCAUCAGGCCACGCCACACGUGCCGCAAUGUGCGCCCGCUUUCUGUUGGCCCAUCUGGUGCUGGCAGCCCCGCUCCGCGUUCUAGUCCUGCUCUGGGCCACUUUUGUUGGUUUUUCUAGAGUUUUCCUUGGACGCCAUCACGUGACUGAUGUCGCGUUUGGUUUCCUCAUGGGCUACUGGCAAUAUAAUUUGGUCGAGAUGCUCUGGUUGUCCCCAGUCAUGUUGCAAAGCACGAUCGGACAGCUUCAGUGAGAAGCUAACACUGGAUCAUUGUUUCGAUGAUCUAGACACAUUCGGUAGCUGCCAGUAUCCUGGUAAUAAUUCCAUAAUAUAAGUUGCUUUAUGUGAGUUUAUCACGCUUUCUUGAAUGUAAAAAUCUCACAUCUUCUGCCAGUAAUAUUCAAGUUAUGUUCACGUUAGAUCACACUGAACAGGUAAAUGGGUUUAAGUUGGAGAAGUGAAAACAGACUUGAUGUUAUUUCUCUACUUCUUCUGCCAAUGUUCUGAGAUGGAUAAUUAUUCCAGUCAUAAUGAAUCAGCUGAUGGGAUGACCUCUAACUUCUAGCGUUCAUUGUUCUUGUUUACAGAAUAAAACCUCACCAUUUUUAUAACACCUGAAACGCUAGUCAUCACCUGGAAGAUUUUGCUUCUAUUUCAAUUAAAAACCAGUCGGAUCUCUAAUUAAUAUGAGAAGCUCUUCAAGAAUGAAUAUUUAAUUAAACAAGGGAAGAGGAUUUGAAACGUGGGUGAAUUUCAGUGCGGAUCUAAUACCUUUAGGAUAUGCGGCGUCCUAAAUAGACGUUCACAGGGGAGUAGUUCUGUUAUCUCUGAAGGCUUGUAUAGGGUUCCUCGUUACACGGAUAUCUAUUCUCGCUUUUGUGCGUUUUAAAGCUCUGUUCUGUGUUUGUCUUAAAAGAGUGAAGCUGUUCUUUUCUGUGCUUUUAUUGUGACCGUGUUAAACCACUGUUAAAUUUGAUUGCACUUUUUGACGCAGUCUUAUUGGUCUGUAGAAGUUUGCUGUAUUUUGCAAUGGUCUUAUUCGAAUUUGCUGGUUUUUAAUUGGGUUAAAGCCACAGCUGUUAGUAUUGAGCCAUAAAUCACGAUAUGCUGCAAAUUGUUGCCAUAUAUAUCGUAGGAGGACCUGUCAUAAUGACCAUUGGGUAGCAUUAAGCAGGUGUAAAUUGCACCACGCUGGGCCAUAAUUUUAACUAAAGUUCUGCUGAGUUGUGACGCUCAGACUGGACCAAGAAGUACUCUGGUAAUAUUACUAAUCAUGGCACUUUAAUAUGUCAUUGUACUGAGUGAUUACCAUUUAUGUACCUCAGUCUUUAGAUAGUGCAUAAAGGAAUAGCCUAGUUCAACCAAAAAUGGUUAUUUGCUGUAAUUUGCUCACUUUUGGGCCAUCCAAAAUAUUGAUGAGUUAGUUAGUUACUUCAUCAGAACACAUAUAGAGAAAUUUUUACGUCCCUUAUACAACAGUAGAUCCUCUGAAGUAAAUGGGUGCCGUCAGAAUGAGUCCAAACAGCUGACAAAAACAUCAGAGCAAUCGAAGUAAUCUUGUGAAGAGAAAAACUGUGCAUUUGUAAUUAACAUCUACAUCUUGGAUGACAUGAGUGUAGGUUUUUAGCAAGUUUUAAUUUUGAUCUGUCAACUGUUCCUUUAAGAAAUCAAAUAAUUCUAGAAUUUCAUGAUCUUGCCAUGUACAUGUGCAAAAAACACGCUGUUAACAAAGCACUGAUACAACCUUUUGUUGGAAGAUGUUACAAUUUUUAAAUAAUUAUCUCAUUUAAGUGAGUGAGAAAAACGGGGGGAUGACUGUCCCGUUUGCAUUUUGCCCCAUUAACUUUUUACAGUUUUGAGACGAUUAAAAAAUAUUCUUGUCGUUCUACUUCAUGUAUGUUCAUUUGGCCAAAAAUAUAUGGAUGCUAGGUUUGGCUAUUCCUUUAUUUCCACUGAGCACACUCUUGAUGCUACACAUGCACCCACAUUUAUAGAGAGUUCCAGUAUUGCAGCAACAGUUUGAAGGGAAAAAAAGAACAACUGAUUUAGGAAAAAUAAAGAAUAAUAUAGAUAUAGAUGAUUCUCUAUCUUUCCAUAUUAUGCAUUAUACUGAAUGUUAUCUGUAUUGUAUUUUUUUUCCCCCAUUUAAUUUUCAUUCAUUUUUCUCUUUAGUCUCAGUAUCAGGCAGAUGUCAAAUCUGCAAUUUCUGUGGGUUUUUUUUUUUUUUUUUUUUCUUCAGCAUGUUUAUCUGCAUGUGUUUUUAGAGUCUCUCACAUUCUGUUCAACCUUCUUCAGGCUGGUUGAACAGCAGCUGAAAGGGACUUUUGAAAUACUGUCAAGCUGACUGCCAGCUUUAUCAAAUCGUAAGUCUUCCUUUUUUAAAAUACUGUGGCAUGCUUCGACAAAUCCAACCCCAAAAGUCUACAGAUUUUUCUUCUUUCUUUGAUCUGAAAUACAUCUUCUCCAGCAGCACGUGCCCUGAAAAAAAUGCACAGUAAUAAGUUUCUGGUGAAGGUGGUGGGCAUUUUGACUGUUUCAAGAGAGCCAUAUGCACAUUUUUCCUUCGCAAUAACUCUUAUUUCUUGAAAGUGCAAUUUGAUAAUUUGUGCAAUAUCACAAUUGGCAGAUGGCAACCAAUAAUGUUUUUAAAUUGCAAUAACUUUGUGCUCUUUUGGCGAUGGUUGUUUGCUAGGGACCAUGUGUUGGUUUUCUUUCUUUAGGAGAUGGAGAGGGAAGACAUUUUUAUUCAAUGAACAUGUUUUUGGGUGUACAGUCCUUUUAAAUGGCUUCACAAUUGAUUGUCGUGUAUUCUGCAGUGAAAAGUGUCAAUUUACAUUCACUAAAGUCACAUUUACAAGGGAUGUUCAUAAGCUUAUUGUGGUGCCUGCUAUGACUGUUGAUUAUAUUUGUGAUGUAAAAUAUACUCUACAUCCAUCAUAAUGUGAUUGUAUUUUCUAAAUAAAAUCGAAGACAUACUGA